UGGAUUCUUCAAAGAAAAGAGAGAGAGAUUCGUUUGAGUUUCAAUUUUCCUUUGACUAUUUAAGGGUGCAAUCACCAAACCAAAUGUUAUGUUUCAGACACUAGAGCAGCCACAGAGUGAAAAUGUGUUCCCAUAGCCUCAUUUUCCAUGCUAACUUGUUUCUUCUGCUGCUAAUAGUUGGUUGUCAUGCUCAACUUCGAGUUGAUUACUACAAAAACACAUGUCCAAAUGUUGAAUCGAUUGUACGAAGUGCGGUUGAGAAGAAACUUCAGCAGACAUUUGUGACAGCUCCUGCUACACUUAGGCUCUUCUUCCAUGAUUGUUUUGUUAGGGGAUGUGAUGCAUCUGUGAUGCUAGCUACAAGAAACAACACAUCAGAGAAGGAUAAUCCUAUAAAUCUUUCACUAGCUGGUGAUGGAUUUGACACUGUGAUCAAAGCCAAGGCUGCGGUUGACAGUGUACCUGGCUGCCAGAAUAAGGUUUCAUGUGCUGACAUAUUGGCAUUGGCAACUAGAGACGUCAUAGCAUUGGCAGGAGGACCAUCUUAUGCAGUAGAGUUGGGAAGGCUAGAUGGGAGAGUCUCAACAAAAGCCAGUGUUAGACACCAUCUACCUCAUCCUGAAUUCAAACUAGAACAGCUGAACCAAAUGUUUGCUUCACAUGGCCUCACCCUUACGGAUCUAGUUGCUCUAUCAGGAGCACAUACAAUCGGGUUCUCUCACUGCAGCCAGUUCUCCAAACGGAUUUACAACUUCAGAAGAAGGAAAAGCAUUGAUCACACACUGAAUCCUACGUAUGCAAAACAGCUCCAGCAAGUGUGUCCAAAAAAUGUGGACCCCAGAUUAGCCAUUGACAUGGACCCAGUUACACCUAGGACAUUUGAUAACCAAUACUACAAGAAUCUUCAGCAAGGAAGAGGACUCCUUGCCUCUGAUCAAGCUUUGUUUACUCAUAAAAGAACAAGAGACCUAGUGAACUUAUUUGCAUCCAACAACACAGCCUUUGAAGCUUCUUUUGUAAGUGCCAUGAUGAAGCUAGGACGGAUUGGGGUCAAAACGGGAAACCAGGGUGAAAUUAGGCAUGAUUGCACAAUGAUUAACUGAGACACUAACCAUGUUUAUGUUCAGAUCAUUGUCCAAUACUUCUUUCAAUUUCUUUCCUUUUGGAGGUUAAUAAAUACUAAUGUCUAAGACCAGUGUAGGAAUGGUGAUAACAAUAAAAUGCAAUGCAGGCAAAGUCACUUAAGUAGAAUUUGAUUCUAGAAGAGUUUCCAAAGAGACUAGGCACGACUUCAGUUUUGGACUGUUUCAACUCAAUUCAAAUAGUGAAGCAUCUAUUUCAUUUUUAUUCUACAACUACAUCAAGCUAUGAUUUAUGUACUGCAAUGGACGCAUUAGACAGUGACA
Glycine soja is the source of this 1406-nucleotide messenger RNA. RefSeq names its product peroxidase 45-like. The coding region runs from base 123 to 1103 and encodes 326 amino acids. Gene Ontology annotation, molecular function: peroxidase activity; heme binding. The transcript is spliced from 4 exons. Lineage: Eukaryota; Viridiplantae; Streptophyta; Magnoliopsida; Fabales; Fabaceae. The record is from RefSeq and is a predicted model, not a curated record. Gene Ontology annotation, biological process: response to oxidative stress; hydrogen peroxide catabolic process.